CCAAUCAGAGCGCCGCUUCCUCCAUUUCCUGUUGCGGUUCUGAGUUGCAGCGAUCAUCCACCUGCUUUUCAAAGAAUCUGUUUUUAUUUAUUCAUAUCUCCUUCGGCCACAUGAGUCAGAGCUGAUGGAGUUUGGCAUGUGAGCGAUUGUGUGGUCGUUCGUGGCUCAGCUGAUGGCGGUGGACGCUGUCAUGGAGAUGUAAACAGCUUAGAGACGACUUUGCGGUAAACGAGUGCAGCGAUGUGGGAUUGCAACCUGCCGGAAGCCCUGCUUGUUACUGGACUGGGGAUGGAGCCCCGGGAGGCCAUGUUCGACCCCUAACCACCGCGGAUCCGACACCAAAACCCAGGGUCCAGCAUGUCCAUCACUCUGCUGUGGGCCGUGGACGUGUACGGCCGCGUGUACAGCCUCUCCACGGCCGGUCAGCGCUGGGAGCGGGCCGACGACCUGCUGCUGGAGCUGAAGCGUGUCAGCGCGGGCAAGGGCCGCUGCUGGGGCAUCGGCUGUGACCACCACGUGUACCUCAACAUGAUGCCCCACGAGACCCCCAUCCGCUUCAAAGAGGAGACCUAUGAGAACCAGAGGUGGAACCCAGUGGACGGGUUCACAGACACGCUGCUUCCCACCGAUCGCUGGCCCUGGAGUGAUGUCACGGGUUUGACCCCGCAGCCGCUGCACAGCUUCCAGUUGCCGUCGCGAAGCUGGGAGUGGGAAGGGGACUGGUACGUGGACCAGAGCUGUGGAGGAGAGCCCAGUCAGACGGGGGGCUGGGAAUAUGCCGUUGACUUCCCGGCAAACUUCUCUCCCGACAAGAAAUGGAACUCGUGCGUGCGGCGGAGGCGCUGGAUCCGCUACAGGAGAUACGUGGCGCAGGGCAGCUGGGCCAAGAUUCCUCUUGACAACCCGAGGAGGGCGCCGCUGCCUUUGUGUGACAUCAGCUGUGGCGGGUGGGAGAUGAGCGACCAGUCUGGGAGGUACCCCUACCUGUGGGGCGUGACGCAGCAGGGCCAGGUGUGGUUUAGAGAGGGCAUCCAUCCUCGGGUACCGGAGGGCUCCAGCUGGGAGGAGGUGGAGGUGCCCAAGGAGGUGGCUCAGAUGUCCACAGGCCCCGGGGACCUGCUGUGGGCACUGCUGUGGGACGGGAAUCUGCUGGUCCGUACUGGGCUCAGCCUGGACAGUCCGAUCGGAACGGCGUGGGCGGAGGUGGAAUCUCCGGUGAAAGAAGUGGAAGCGCUUCACGUCUCUGUGGGAGUGGGCGUGGUUUGGGUGGUCACUAAAGACUACAAGGUCUGGUUCAGACGGGGGGUGAAUUCCCACAACCCCUGUGGCUCUGGGUGGAUCAGCAUCGGGGGGGAGAUGAUGAUGGUGGAUGUUGGACUCAAUGAUCAGGUGUGGGCCGUUGGUGAAGACCGUGGUUUGUACUUCAGAAUGGGAGUGACACCGUCAGAGCCGACUGGAAACGGCUGGAUCCCAGUGUCUGCCGAGUGGGGGAGUGGCAAAGAGGGCGUGGCCUCCAGGACCAAGUCAGAGUCCAGCGGGCCGCAGAUCGACGCUUCCCAAGUGUCUGACUCGGACUCGGAGUUGGGCCCGAUGGACCAGCAACACAGCACCGCCUCCGACACGCCCGUCCUGGAAGCAGCGGAUUCAUCGGUGGUACCUUUAGGAGGGACCGACCAGUCUACUGAGCUGGAGGUCCCUCCUGCAGCCCCCGGCCAAGACGCUCCAAAACCCUUCAUUCCUGCCAGCGACAGUUUCAUCAACAGCCUGGUGUCUGACCGAGAGAAACCCCCCUCGAUGCAGCAGCCCAUCGCUGAGGUGCCGCAGGAAGAGGAGCCGGCCAGGAUCCUCCCGACCCCGGAGGUCACCGGCCGCAGUGACCCCUGGAGUAACGUGGAUCUGGAAGGAGCAGAGGCGGCUCGCAUCGAGCAAGCAGCAGCCGCGGGGGCUUCCCUGAUCGAGGGCAGCAGCGGGGCGACCUCCAGCUUGGAGGCCUCUCACGGAGUCGGGGAAGAGGACGGACCAGUGUGGGCCUGGAUCUCAGGAGGAGGCUGCAAUGUGGACGCCAGUUCCCAGAUCAGCUGGCUCAGUUCAACAGGGCCUCUGGUCAGUUCCCUGUCGCUGACUCCGGUCCAGUCGGCGGCCUGGAGUGAACAGCAGGAGCCUCGAGAGGAGACCAGGAAGAAACCGCUGGAGAGAAGCAACUCGGUGUGGGUGCGCAAGGGUUUGCUGCGCUGGUGGAGAGACUGGAAGCCUCAGCGCUGGGUGGACGUCAGCGUCGCACUGGAGCAGUCCACCAAGUCCGACGGCAGGAAGGACAGCAUCUUUUUCGUCUACUACACACAGUACGAUGAGAAAAAGUACCUGCACGUGUGCAUCAACGAGGUGACCGCUGUGGUUCCAGUUCUCAGGGACUGCCACUAUGCCUUCGCUGUCUACACAGCCCAGAGAACCAAAGCAAGGUCACCUCUGGUCCUGGCAGCCCAGACUGAGCAGGACAUGAACGACUGGCUGACUCUGCUGUCCGAGUGUUGCUGCGAGUGUCGGGGCAUCACCGCCCCCCCAUCCAGACACGCCUUGUGGUCCACCACAGUCAAAGGGGACAUUUUGGUCCAUGAGCCGUCCUUCUCCCUGGAGGCGCCCGCGCACACGCCUGCCUGCGACCACACGUUCUGGCGGCAGGUCCCAGGUCACCUGCGCUGUAUAGAGUCUAACAGUCUGGGGCUCGUAUGGGGCAUCGGGUGGGACGGCACGGCCUGGGUCUACAGUGGGCAUCAGCCCGCCUCGGGAGACCCAACUCAGCUGCAGCAGCAGACCGAUGUCAGAAGCGUUCACGUGUACGAGAACCAAAGAUGGAACCCCAUGACCGGAUACACGGAUAAGGGGCUUCCCACCGACCGACCCAUGUGGAGCGACGAGAGCGGGCUGAGGGAGUGCACCAAAGGCUCCACCCACCCACCGACGCCUCAGUGGUCCUGGAUUUCUGAGUGGGCGGUGGACCACGGUGUUCCCGGGGGGACGGACAAAGAAGGCUGGCAGUAUGCGGCCGACUUCCCUGUAACUUUCCAUGGCCACAAAACCAUGAAAGAUUUCGUUAGGCGGCGGAGAUGGGCAAGGAAGUGCAAGAUCGCAGUGAGGGGCCCCUGGCAGCAGGUGCCUCCCAUCCCUCUGUCUGACAUCUCCAUGAUGCCGUGUUUGGCCCAGUCCAAGAUGGAGCAGGUCCCUCUGUGGGCCGUCAGCGACAAGGGAGAUAUUCUGUGCCGCCUCGGAGUGACUCCCCAGAACCCAGCGGGGGGCUCAUGGCUCCAUGUGGGAACUGACCAGCCCUUCAAGUCCAUCUCCAUCGGAGGGGCCCACCAAGUCUGGGCCAUAGCCAGAGACGGGUCUGUGUUCUACAGAGGAUCCGUGUCCCCGCAGAACCCCGCAGGCGAAUGCUGGUAUCACAUCCCGUCCCCUGCCAGACAGACCCUGAGGCAGUUGUCAGUGGGCAGGACCUCGGUCUUCGCUGUGGACGACAACAACAACCUGUGGUUCAGGCAGGGCCUCACCCCGAGCUACCCUCAGGGCUCAGCCUGGGAGCUCGUCUCCAACAACGUCUCCAAAGUCUCUGUGGGACCCCUGGACCAGGUCUGGAUCAUAUCAGAGAGCGUCCCGGGUUUCCCAGCUGAGACCCCAGGAGCCAUUUGUCACAGACUUGGGGUGGGACCCAUGCAGCCCAAGGGCCAGUCCUGGGACUUUGGUUUAGGGGGAGGAUGUGAGCACAUCUCAGUGCGGGGAAACUCCGUGGAGCCCCCCCGCACUUCUCUGACCGCCGCCCCCUCACGAAGCCCCGCCCCUCAGAGGACCCCCACACAAGUGAACGGAAGUGCAGUGGAAGUUUAGCAAAGCAACUCCUGUCUUCUCCUGCCCCCUCCACGUUUGGAGAAUGCACAAUCACAAGAUCCUCUGCAUCGAUGGACGAAUGUUUUCUCUGGCACUGAGACCUAAGAUGUGAAUUUGGUUAUGAUGUGUGCAUGUGUUUGCUCCCGUGAGUUUGGCAACCAGGCGACUCCAGCAAUAGCAUCUACUCCUCGACACAACAUCCCGACGGACGGGGGCUUCGACGGAAGGGCUCAAGUCUAACUCUGUGUGUCUCAUGCAUGUUGUUUGUUACAGUUUUGUCUUCCUGGUUUGUUUGCUUUAGUGUCGGCUGCCUGAAUCUCUCCGGGAACUUUUGAAAGCGACUGUGUUCCUCAUGUUCCUGUCACUCGGACUGUUGCAGUUUGAAAUGUCAAAUAAAAGUUUG
Messenger RNA from Synchiropus splendidus (mandarinfish), 4282 nucleotides. It is a transcript of the gene tecpr1b, whose product is annotated as tectonin beta-propeller repeat containing 1b. Gene Ontology annotation, cellular component: membrane. The transcript is spliced from 24 exons. Lineage: Eukaryota; Metazoa; Chordata; Actinopteri; Syngnathiformes; Callionymidae. The record is from RefSeq and is a predicted model, not a curated record. Bases 358 to 3879 code for a protein of 1173 amino acids.